AUGCGGCCCCCACUAUCACUCCUCCUGUUGUACAGCCUCCUAAGCCUAUCAAGCGGCUUCACAACCAAUGACAAGAACCCACCCCUCAGAAAUGCGAAUCGCAUUUUCAACGCAAUCCAAGACUCAAUGCGUCAGUGGGGUUCAUCCCUCCACCACAACGGCGUAUCCUUCUUCCUAGCAAGAGUACCGGCCGGCACACAACUCUACCACGGAACCUCCAAGUCAAGCCCUGUAAAUGGAACAGAAUGGCUAGCAUUUGAGCCGGAACAUGCCAUGGUCUUCGCCAGGCCAAGACGUGGUCCUCCACCCGGUGGACCGCCGCCGGGCGACGAUCAGGACGAUCCCGAGAGACCCGAAGGCCGGCAUGGAGAGCUGCGCAAGAGGCAGCCUCAUGGGCCUAAUGGAAAACAUCCGGAUGCGUGGGCUGAUAACUUCGGCGAGAAUGAUGCAGGAUAUCUGCAUACUUAUGCUGCUGCUAAGAAUUUGAGGCUUUUGUAUGUUGAUGGUAUGUCUGCUGCCAAAACUUCGAAGGGUACACUCGAUUCGCAGGAUAUCUUGCUAUUUAAUAGGUCUGUGGGUGAUCGGCUUGUGGGUGAUACGCCUGUUGGUGGCCCUCCUGGUGAGAAUGAGCGUGCUCGUCUGGCUUGUGAGAUGGCUGAGAAGGAAUGGGGUGGUCGGAUUGAUGGUCUGCUUCGCAUGGAGGCUGGAUUUGAGAUUAUUCUCUGUGCUUUUGAGCGCGAUCUUACUCCUUUGCGUAUUACGCAGGUCAAACCUCGGGGUAAGGAUGACUUUGUUUCUCAAGGUGGCCACAAACAAGGAGGUCGUGAGGGACGCAAGCAGGAUGACAAUGAUAAUGGGAAGAGACGUGGACCAGGUGGUCCUCCCCGCGGCGGGCCUGGUCAUGGACCUGACUCGUCGAAUUGGAUGCGUGCUGUUACCGCGCGAUAUCACGGCAUCGGUGGGAACAGAGUGACGUUGAACUAUGAUCACUUCGUGACAGUGUUCUCUUACGAUGUUAAUCUGUUCCAAGAUGACUCGCAUCUUCCUCGCCUGGGCCACCUCUCUCGCUCAGAGCUGGAUGCCAUCCGGGGUGAUAUUACGACACUGAUCAUAAACAACGACGCAACCGAGAAGUCCCAGGACUGGCAGGUUAUUGCCGAUAUGGUCGUUACUCGGUAUGGCAAAGAUCUCUCGUACCUUGUCUCGGGCAAGAUCAACUCACUUGAGACCCUGCAAGCUGAGAUGGAACGAGUCAUGUCUCCAUAUAUUGACUACAGUAAUCGGAAUGACGUUGUCGAAACUCAACGAUGUGCUACCCAAUUCCUGCCACCUCAUUCAUUGGACUCGGAGUGUCUUGCAGCACAUGCCGUGUACAGCGUUGCAAACAGUAUCUGCUCCAAGCUGCUGGAGGCUGGUAAAGAAACGGACUUGGAAUCUGCAGUGCAGAUUCUUCGGGAUCUUGUUGAUUACCUUGAUUGGACGACUUGGAAAGAGUGCCGUGGAUGCGCAGCGGAUGAACUUUGUGUUGUUCCCAUUUGGCCUAUGGGCACAUUGAAGGACUAUGAAAGCCCUAGCUGCAAGGAUGCUUCGAAACCUUAUGACCAAGAUGGAGAAAGUUAUUGGGGCAGAAUGCGUCACUGA
Penicillium antarcticum is the source of this 1641-nucleotide messenger RNA. RefSeq lists its product as uncharacterized. The transcript has a single exon. Bases 1 to 1641 code for a protein of 546 amino acids. Lineage: Eukaryota; Fungi; Ascomycota; Eurotiomycetes; Eurotiales; Aspergillaceae. The record is from RefSeq and is a predicted model, not a curated record.